Gymnodraco acuticeps is the source of this 4947-nucleotide messenger RNA. RefSeq names its product zinc finger DHHC-type palmitoyltransferase 17 (gene zdhhc17). Gene Ontology annotation, cellular component: Golgi membrane. The transcript has 18 exons. The record is from RefSeq and is a predicted model, not a curated record. Gene Ontology annotation, biological process: protein palmitoylation. Bases 102 to 1979 code for a protein of 625 amino acids. Lineage: Eukaryota; Metazoa; Chordata; Actinopteri; Perciformes; Bathydraconidae. Gene Ontology annotation, molecular function: palmitoyltransferase activity; protein binding.
UGUCCUUCCUCAGAGUUUGAGUGACAGCUCCUCUCCCCUCUGUUUGUUUCCCCCACACAGCCUCUUGUUUCCCAUCAUGCUCAGCGAACAUCACCACCAAGAUGGCCGAAGCUAUGGAGGAAUAUGAGAAAGAAGCUGGCUGCGUCCCUAUUCUCCAUCCCGAGGAAAUCAAACCCCAGAGUCAUUACAACCACGGCUACACUGAGACAGUCAGCCGUAAGAACCAUGUGGACGACUACAGCACCUGGGACAUCGUCAAAGCCACGCAGUACGGCAUCUUCGAGCGCUGCAGGGAGUUGGUGGAGGCCGGCUUCGAUGUCCGGCAGCCAGACAAAGAAAACGUAACGCUUCUCCAUUGGGCCGCCAUCAACAACAGGAUAGAUCUGGUCAAGUACUACAUAUCUAAGGGAGGCGUAGUGGAUCAGCUGGGAGGAGACCUGAACUCCACUCCUCUGCACUGGGCCACCAGACAGGGCCACCUCUCCAUGGUGGUCCAGCUCAUGAAGUACAGCUCAGACCCCUCUUUGAUCGAUGGAGAGGGAUGCAGCUGCGUUCACCUGGCCGCUCAGUUCGGACACACCUCCAUCGUGGCUUACCUCAUCGCCAAAGGACAGGAUGUAGACAUGAUGGAUCAGAACGGCAUGACUCCUCUGAUGUGGGCGGCGUACAGGACACACAGUGUGGAUCCCACCCGGCUGCUGCUGACCUUCAACGUGUCGGUCAAUCUGGGCGACAAAUAUCAUAAGAACACGGCGCUGCACUGGGCCGUGUUGGCUGGAAACACCACGGUCAUCAGCCUGCUGCUGGACGCUAACGCUAACGUCGAUGCACAGAACAUCAAGGGCGAAACGCCGCUAGAUCUCGCCAAGCAGAGGAAGAAUGUUUGGAUGAUAAAUCACUUACAGGAGGCGCGGCAGGCCAAAGGCUACGACAGCCCGUCGUACCUGAAGAGACUGAAAAUGGACAAGUUAAAAAAGGAGUUCAGGCAGAAAGUGAUGUUGGGAACGCCCUUCCUCGUCAUCUGGUUGGUCGGUUUCAUCGCGGACCUGGAUAUUGACUCGUGGCUCAUUAAAGGCCUGAUGUACGCCGGGGUCUGGAUCACCGUGCAGUUCCUCUCCAAGGCUUUCUUCGACCACUCCAUGCACAGCGCCCUCCCUCUGGGUAUAUAUCUGGCCACUAAGUUCUGGAUGUACGCCACCUGGUUCUACUGGUUCUGGACCGAUCUCCCCUUCGUCACCGUCCACCUUCCCUUCCUGAUAAACAGCCUGUUUCUGUUCUACAACUUCGGAAAAUCCUGGAAGUCUGACCCGGGAAUCAUCAAAGCGUCAGAGGAGCAGAAGAAAAAGACAAUUGUGGAGCUGGCAGAGACGGGAAGCCUGGAUCUGAGUAUAUUCUGCAGUACCUGCUUGAUACGGAAGCCCAUUAGGUCCAAACACUGCGCCGUUUGCAACCGCUGCAUCGCCAAGUUCGACCACCACUGCCCCUGGGUGGGGAACUGUGUCGGAAGUGGAAAUCACCGCUACUUCAUGGGUUAUCUGUUUUUCCUGCUCUUAAUGAUCUGCUGGAUGAUAUACGGCUGCAUUUCCUACUGGAGGAUCCACUGCGCCACCAGCUACGCUAAGGAUGGCUUCUGGCUCUACCUGACUCAGAUCGCCUCUUGCUCUCCUUGGAUGUUCUGGAUGUUCCUCAACAGCAUUUUCCACUUCAUGUGGGUCGCCGUGCUCAUCAUGUGUCAACUCUACCAGAUCGCAGCUCUGGGAAUCACCACCAACGAGAGGAUGAACGCACGGAGAUACAAGCACUUUAAAGUCACAGCCACGUCCAUCGAAAGCCCCUUCAAUCACGGAUGCAUCAGGAACCUGAUAGAUUUCUUCGAGGUGCGCUGCUGCGGCCUGAUCCGGCCCGUAGCGGUGGACUGGACCUCUCAGUACACAAUAGAGUACGACCAGACGUCCGGCUCCGGAUACCAGCUGGUGUAGAAGAAGAAGAGGAAUAACCGAUAUGGGAUCGAUGUUGUUCUCGGGAGCGCUUGCUUUAUUCGAAACCAUCUCUCCCUCACCGAUCAAAAAGACUUAGAUUAAAAAAAAUCAGCCAAGACUAGCAUGCUGUUACAGGGCAACACCACACCCCCCCUACCCUCCUUCUUCUACUACUAUUACUACUAUUGUACAACAUCAUUACUGUACCUCCACUUGCUCCCCCUCCACCUCCUCGUCUCUUUUCCCGAUGGACGGUGCGUUGCUGCCAGGCAGGAGAGGAGGAGGGAGGAAAACAACGGAAAAAUAAUCUUCUGUUUUAUCCCGGAGGCUUAAAAGUGGCAGCAUCACUCUGAAAUCCCCACCUCUACCGAGUCCUUAUUCUUAUUUAUGGUGUCCCUGUUGAUGUGCCCUGUAUGUAUGUUUUGAAAUGGUUCAGGAAAGGAUAAGUAACCGCCGUGGCGUCCAGAGAAAGGCUGAAGGAUUUUGAUUUUUAAAAAACACGAAUUAGUUUUUAAGUAUGAUAGAAAUAAGGGAAUGUCUUUUUAAAAAACCUCUUGAUUUUGCACCGGGUUUUGCCAACAUAGUUGAUCUCAUCAGAGGGGGGAGUGUUGGGUUACAGGUGGAGCUGCUGGAGGAAUGAAGAGUUUUUUGGGUUAUCCUAAAAGCAGCUGUUGUGCAGUAACGUAAUGCAUGAGUCCUUCAGCAGAACCCACCGUUAAAGUGACAGAGAAAACCCUACAGACAAUGUGAUACAGGAAUAUUUAUUUUAUAACUAUUUAUACAUUAAUGUUCUAGCGGCAUCAUUUUUACAUUUCACAUCAUUUUUUUUAGCGCAUUAGGUUUUUAUGACGAUACAAUUAUUAAACCUGUAGCUGUCUGACGAGGAAGGAAGCCCGGGAAGUUACCAUAAAAAAACUUUAUCGACAGGUACAUCGAGCGUAUAUUUAUUAGCAGGACGACAGACGCGUUUACAGGACGGUUCAUUCCAUGUGUGUUUUUCAGAAAGCUGUAAAAGUCUUUUUUUUUGUGUUUGUCUUGUCUGCCUAUAUUUUUGCACUGAUCUUUAGUUUUUGUUUGGCUGUUACUGAACACCAGCUUCCAUUGUUUACAGAGGAGGAUAUGCCCCGCCCCCCUUUUCCCCUUUUAACCCCCCAUCACUUCCUGUCCGCAGCAGCAGGAUGGACGGUUGAGAAUGUGCAUCUGUACAUAAAUCUCGCUCUGUAGAACUGUUUUUGUUUUCGUCAGUGUUAGUUUUGAGGUGCUCCUGGAUUAUUUUUUUACUUUAUUUUCUAGUUGCCAGCAUGUGAACCCGGAAAUGUUGAGAACUCCAAAAGUUGUUAUGAUAGAAAUGUAUAGUACGGGUCCUAAGCACAUAGAAACUGAUGGAUGCUAACUUGCAUAUGUUGGGCCAUUUGUAUAAUUGGCUUCUACUAACAUAUUCAGACAAUAGCUAAUGACUUUUAUGUUUUAAAUCCAUGUCUGACAUUUUCAGGAUCAAAAAUGGCAGUUUUAACCAAAAGUCGCCACCUUUGUUCUCUCGGAGGACUGAUUUUGACUAGCAUGAGUAGUGUUGCGACCAUUGGAUAUAGAUAACUCACAUUUUUAGCAAUAUGUCGAAUCCAAAUGAUCCAGAAUGUAUACAAAUCAGCUCAUAGAGUAAAAAUAAGACUACUUUCUGGUUAAAACUGCCAUUUAUGGUCCUGAAAAUGUAAGAAAUGGACUCAACAUCCUCAAUAACCAAUCCAAAAUGGUCCAAAUCAGCCAAGUCAUUUUUGAACUAUUGUCUGCAUAUGCUAAUUAACGCCACUUGCUAAUUAGGCAAAUUGCCCAACAUAUGCUAGUUAGCACCAGGCAGUUUCUAUGUCCUGUUGACCCGUUCUAUACAUUUCUAUCAUUAAACUUUGGGGUAUCAACGGUUCCGUGUUCACAGCCUAUGAGCUGGUAAAAAGGGGAUUUCUUCAAACCAAACUGAGAGAAGAAGAAGUGACUGUAUGGCUUUUAGUGACGUCCCACACUGCUGUCUAUAGGCACCCCCCCCUCUGCCGAAAAUCACUGCAUGUUCGACCAUAAUCAUCGCCAUGGUGACAGCCCGGCGAGCCACGUGUCUGUAUAUAGUGAAUGUUAAGUAUUUGCAAGUACUUUUCUGCAUACCAUUCAUUUUACGUCUUGUUUAAUUUUUAAAAAUCUCAAAUCCAAUGUGUUUCUUAGUGGGAUUUUUUUCUUCCAACCCUCAUGUACAAGUGUGUGAUAUAUUUUAAUGUCCCAUUCUUGUGUAGUCAUCCUUGAAGGGGGUUUUUAUUUUAAAAUCCCUACUUUAUAUAUAUAUAUAUCGCUGGGUUUGUUACACCACUGGAUGUACAAAUUGUAAAGCAAAGACACUAGAGAACUAAGGCAGACGCCGAUUCCUUUUUUGUGUUGGUUUUCUAAAAAGCUGUGUUUCAUGCAAUAGUUUUAAGUAUAAAUGGAGGUUAUAUUACAUUCAGGCCUCCGGACAUUAUUGGGCCUCAUGUUGCAUCAUCAGACGGAGGAUUAUUCAUCAUUGCACUCUGGCUAACCCAACACUGAUGUCAUUUCUGAGCUGGUUUAUGUGUGCUUUAAAGUUUCAAGAGUCAAGGUUUCAUAUCAGAAUCAGUAACGGACCACAUGGGUUGUUGUGAUGCCUCUUUAGUGACGGGAGGAAAACGCGGGCUUGUUUUUGUUUGCUUCCGGGCAGAGUUCAGCACUCAUCCAGGACACAAACUCAGUCCUCACUAGUUCUUCCAGCAGCCUGAAAACUCUCUGUCCGCCCCCCCCCCCCUCUCGCCCAUCAUGUGGGGAUAAUAAAAAUCAAGUAAAAAAAAAAAAGCACAUAAUCAUCUCCAGUGCCUCUCUGCCCACCUUCAGACAUCACUGUAACUCCGCUUCAGAUGUAAACAUAUGGGCAUGGUUCAGUUUUAAUGGCUUUAAUAAUAAAAUACAGUCAAAUGUG